Emericellopsis atlantica is the source of this 1781-nucleotide messenger RNA. RefSeq names its product cytochrome P450. The record is from RefSeq and is a predicted model, not a curated record. The transcript has 8 exons. Gene Ontology annotation, molecular function: monooxygenase activity; heme binding; oxidoreductase activity, acting on paired donors, with incorporation or reduction of molecular oxygen. The coding region runs from base 1 to 1716 and encodes 571 amino acids. Lineage: Eukaryota; Fungi; Ascomycota; Sordariomycetes; Hypocreales; Bionectriaceae.
AUGGAGAAGAUCAACCUGCCUCUGGGCCUGGCCACCGAGAAGGGGAUUCUCACAUGGGGGAACGUCUCGGCAACGACUAACGCAGUGCUCCGAUAUGGGCUCCGGCGCGCCACUACAUUUGCGCUAGAUGCCAAGGACAAGACAUUUGAGGCUGCACACUCAGUCGGAAUCAAGUUGGCCGAGGGCAAGUUUGGAGAAAUCGACGGGGCGGAUAUUACAAAUGUUGUCUCUGUCAUCCUCGGCUUAUACUUUGCCUACGUAUCUGGCUUGGUAUUCUACCGCUUAUAUCUGCACCCAUUGGCGAAGUUUCCCGGUUACAAGAUCUGCGCCGCUUGCGAGUGGUACGAGUUCUACUGCUAUAUUGUGAAGGGCGGACAAUGGGGAAACGAAGUCCGAAAGAUGCAUGAGAAAUAUGGCCCUAUUGUACGCACGAGCCCUUGGGAGCUUUCUGUCCGCGAUCCGGUAUUUUACGAGCAGCUAUAUGUUACUGCUGCAAAACGCAAGACGGAUAUGUGGCCCAGAGGUAGAGAAGGAAACGGAUUUGACGACUCGCAUCACUUGUCGGUUUCUCAUGACCUUCACCGUAUACGGAGAAAACAUUUGGAGCCAUUUUUUUCUCGCCAGGGCAUCACCCGCAUUGAGAACCGGAUCGCUGAGCUCGUCAUGAAAAUGGACGACAGAUUGGUGGGCCUCAAGGGAUCUGGUGCUAUUAUUCCAGUGGACACUAUGCUCUGUGCAUUGACCGGUGAUAUUAUUGGCCAAGUGUCCAGCGGUACGCAAGCUGGUCUGCUCGACGAUCCUGAUUUUACUCCUGCAUGGAAGGACCUUAUGAUCAAGUCCACCACUAUUGCGCCCCUAUUUCGAUGCUUUCCAUGGAUCAACAAGGCUCUGCAGUCCUUGCCUUCCUCAGUCAUGGCCAGCGUGUAUCCCAAGGGCAUCGCUAAUAUGAUGCUGGGCAAGACUGGCCAGCGAAAUAUCGAAAGGAUCAAGUCUGAAAUCGCCUCGUCCAAGAAAGAUUUGUCAGGCGUCUCCGUCUUCCACCACCUUCUUUCCUCCAACAUUCCCGAGACCGAGAAGUCUACAGACCGCCUGCGUGCUGAGUCAAUGAUCUUGUUGCUGGCUGGAACGCUUGCAGGCGCGCACACUCUGACAUUUGUUGUGUUUUACGUUCUUCAGAAUCCCCAGAUUGAGAAGCAGCUGAGAGCAGAGCUAGCGUCCGUGUUCAAGGACUAUCCAAACAAGAUGCCUCGUUGGACGGAGCUGGAGAACUUACCUUAUCUCAGAGGCACCCUAAAGGAGGCCCUGCGGCUGAACGGUCUCGUCGGAAACCUCGCUCGAUGCUCGCCGGACGAAGAUAUCCUAUUCCAUCAAUGGGUCAUCCCCAAGAAGACCCCGGUUGGCAUGUCUAUCUACGCUAUGCACUAUGACCCGAGCAUCUUCUCCGAGCCCUGGGCCUUUAAGCCCGAGCGCUGGAUCGGGAAGUACAACCCGCAAAUGGACCGCAACUUUGUUCCUUUUACUAAAGGCUCACGAAGUUGCCUUGGAAUCAACCUGGCCUGGGCAGAGAUGUACCUCGCCAUUGCAGUGCUAUUUCGCCCUGGCGGCCCCAAGCUUGUACUUCACGAUGCGGACGAGUCUGAUAUCAAGAUCGCCCGUGAUUAUAUUAUGGGCUUCCCGAAGGCGGAUGCAAAGGAUAUUUGUAUCAAAGUUAAAUGAACGCCCCGAUGCUACGAUUCGAAACUCUAUUGCGCACGAGUCUUUCGUUAGGUUAUUAGGUUAGG